UUGUGCGCGUUCGCGACGGCCCAGGUUUUGGAGAUGUCGGUGCCGUCUCCGCGCUCCCGAUGCAGAGAGGAGAGUUUAGGAUUGUGUGCGUCCUGAGAGGAAACCGACGAAAAGCACAACAUGUGGAGAUGAGUACCCACCCGUAAUCGAGCUCGGAGAAUCAUCCGGCCCUGAUUGGACUUUUUUUUCCUUUUUUUUCCUCUUGACGAUUUGCUGGUGGUGGGAGCUGGAGUCGCCAUGGAGACGGUGGUGAUCGUAGCCAUUGGGGUGUUGACCACCAUUUUCCUGGCCUCCUUCAUUGCCCUGGUGGUGGUGUGCAGACACCGCUACUGCCACCCUCACGACCUGCUGCACCACUUCGACUCCAAACCCACCGUGGAUCUGAUUGGAGCCAUGGAGACUCAGAGCGAACUGUCGGAGCUGGAGCUGGACGACGUGGUCAUCACCAACCCUCACAUCGAGGCCAUCCUGGAGAACGAGGACUGGAUUGAAGACGCCUCUGGUCUGGUCUCUCACUGCAUCUCCAUCCUGAAGAUCUGCCACACCUUGACUGAGAAGCUGGUUGCCAUGACAAUGGGCUCAGGGGCAAAGGUCAAAGCACCAGCGAGUCUGAGUGACAUUAUCACGGUGGCAAAACGGAUUAGCCCGAGGGUGGACGACGUUGUCAGAUCCAUGUAUCCUCCUUUGGAUCCAAUUCUCCUGGACGCCAGGGCCACUGCUCUGCUCCUCUCCGUCAGCCACCUGGUGCUGGUCACCCGCAACGCCUGUCACAUGUCUGGUAGUAUGGACUGGAUCGACCAGUCGCUCCACGCCGCAGAAGAUCACAUGGUGGUUUUGCGUGAGGCGGCGCUGGCGUCUGAACCGGAUCGAGUCAUACCUGGAGCUGACACACAGAGAGAGCAGGCCAUUUAGAGCGAGCACAGACACUGACAGAGGUAGAACAGCAGCAGAUGAGCACGGCUUCGUUUUUAUCCGUGAGAUGAUACUUUACAGUCAUAGACAGUGUUGAAAAGGCACAUUACCCAAAUGACUUCUGAUCAGUAAACACUCUCGCCAGUGGAUCCAAGAAUUGUAUUUUUGCUGCGAGGCCUGCUGGAGAUCACCUUGCACCGCAGCUACAUAGCGAUUUCUGGAAAGUAAACGUCACACACUCCCACAUACAGGCUUUUUUUUGUAUGUAACCCUACAGCAGAUGUUUUUCAGAGUUGCUCUGUUAAAGAUGUAAGCUGCCUGCAAGUGAAAGGCCUUUGGAAAUUUCUUCUUGAGUGCGCCAUCACCCAGCGGUGGGCCUAAAUCCAAUCUCUCCAGCACUGCACAGUCACAUGGAGGCUUAGUCAGCUAAUCCACUCUGAGGAAAAUAACACCCUGUUAGCUUGUGAGCUGCAACUCACUGGACCAGCGGAAGACUAACCUGACUUAUGUAGAAUCUGAGGGGUCAGUGUGACUUGAGGAUACUCUAAAACAUCCCUGUUACACUUAAAUCACCCAUCUGUGUUUCUUCAGCUGCAGAGACCAAUAUCAGUAGUUUUAGCAUCAGGAGAGUAAAAGUUUGUUCUUGUUCAUUAACAUAUUUGUCCAUUUGUACUGUUUAAGGAUCAAUUGGCACCCCCUCCUCUUGAAAGUCAUCAGCCAUAGCAGCACUCUGAGAAUAGAAUAUCUCAACUUGUACUGGACAGAUUGGCUCAAAAAUCCGGGCAGGUUUUAUAGUUACAGGAGGAUGAACCCUUAUGACUUUCUCUAGCAACACCAACCACUUGUUCUGCAAUGGUUGAAGUUUGACUGGCACAAAAAUCUGGACAAAUGUUCACGUUCCCCUGAGGAUAAUAUACCUGUGUUAAUUAACUUUUCAUCAAGCGCCAUCAUCAGGUCAAACCUGUGAUUUGUUCCAUACUGUGGUUUAUGCAUCAUGACUGUAGAAUAGACUGUAUGUCGUGUUCUCUUCCUCUCAAUAUCCAGAAAUGAAGCAAAGAUAUCCUGGAUACGAAUGCCGCCAUUUUGUGCCAAUGAUACCAUCUGCACAAUAGCAAUCAGGGAACGGAGCUACAGAAUCCACAGAGUCCCACCUCGACCAGUCAGUUUUUAUUGCAUCAAAGAACUAAUUAAAACCAAACUUAGCCCAAAAAAAUGAACACUUGAACAAACAUCAGCGUGAUAAGAACUACCUGAAAUGACAGAAAAAUGUAUUUUAUGUAUGAUGUGACUUUUUAUUUCGUCCACUAACAUGGAGAAGGCAGGGGUUAUGACCUAUACUGCAGCCAGCCAUCAGGGGACCAUCGAGAUCACUUGCUUUUUAAUUCAGGCCCAAAAAGUUUUUAAAAUGUAUCUUAUGUUUCAAUUGACAUGUGACCAGGGAUAAGAAGAAUGUGCAGAUAUCAAAGCAGAACCGGAGAUGUUAGGAACGUCAUUUCGUGCUACAGGUGAUCCCCCCCCCCCCCCCCCCCCCCGAAAUCUUGUGUUUGACUUUGUACAGUAUGUCUUUGUGCUUUGUCGUGUUUUGAACAGCGUGUUGAUCCAGGUGAUGCAGAAUUAGCAUGUUGUUUUGGGCCAGGGUUUUGUUAUUGGAGCAUUGCUACCUGUUCCCUCAUGCAUGACUAAUAGCCAAUCCCCAAGGAGCCCUAAUAAGGCUUUGGCCACAGCCACUGUGAACACAUGGGCUCAGGGCUGCGACAAACAUGGCACAAACCUUUGCACACAAGCGGCUGGCAGA
Molecule: messenger RNA, 2707 nt
Organism: Paralichthys olivaceus (Japanese flounder)
Lineage: Eukaryota; Metazoa; Chordata; Actinopteri; Pleuronectiformes; Paralichthyidae
Gene: tmem98
Product: transmembrane protein 98
Cellular component (GO): endoplasmic reticulum
Source: RefSeq, a predicted model, not a curated record